AUGGAGAAAAUACGCAAGUUUAACUUGAACAAUUGCGAUUUACCCACAAUGUUAGAUAAUAUGGAUUGUCUGUUGAGAAUUGCAAAUGUUAAGAUUAUGAAAAACAAUAACAAACCUAUCAACAUAUUGGUCUUGUUCCUAUGGUGGGCGAGCCUAAUAUGCUAUUACUACGCUUAUGUGUUCUCCAUGUUCUGGUUUGUGAUCGUGAGGUACCCGGAGACAGGGGACUUUGUCACCGCCUGUGUGAUGUUUUCACUAGUGGUUUGCAGCCAGCCAUCAUUUAUAACCAUGUUGUAUAUGAUAAUUUAUAAGAAGGACAUGCAAAAUCUUAUCGAGAGCUGCAUCAAAUUCAACAAACUGGUGAAGCCCGGAAACGCGUUUUCAAAGAACCUACACAUUCACUUAAGGUACAUCAAGAAGCGAGCGACUGUGGUGUGGGUCGCCAUGAUCGUCAAUGCGAUUUUUUAUGGCCUCAUUCCACUAGCGAUACCUGGGAGACACCUUCCCGAGGAUAAUCAUAUCAUUUAUGGACUGGAUCCAAUGUUCGUUUCGCCGAACUACGAAAUUGCAUAUGUAGUCAUGGGCAUAUGUGUGUAUAUUUGCGCUCUAUUCCUCGCGAACAUAACGGCGCUGAAUUUAGUCAUCCUCGGUUAUGUCGAAUCGCAGAUGAUCGCACUCAGUAAGGAACUACAAAACUUAUGGAGAAAUUCCGAGCUAUUCUACACCACCCACCAUGGACAUGGUAGUCACAACUCAAAAGAAAUUAUAAAAAAUGUUUUCAUUAAUGAAACCUUGAAAGAAAUCAUUUACUUUCACAUUAUGAACAUAAAUAUCAUUAAGGAGUUCGAGAGCGUAUUUCGUGUGACCAAGGCAGUUGAAUUUAUGUUCAUAAUUUUCUCCAUUAUAUCAGAACUAUUAGGAGGAGUCGAGAACACAAAUCUACAAAUCACCUGCACAUUUGUCUUAAUAUUCAUGGAAUGCCUCGCUGGGCAGAAAUUAAUAGAUGCUUCAACUGUGUUCGAAAGAGCUGUCUACAACAGUCAAUGGGAGAAUUUUGAUGUUGGGAACCAAAAAAUAAUAUUAUUGAUAUUGCCAAACACACAGAAGACGUUGAGAAUAACAGCAGGUGGAAUGGCAACACUGGAUUUCAGUUGUUUUCUGUCGGUCAUUAAGUUCAGUUAUUCUAUUUAUAAUACCUUGCGGUUAAAGGUUUAA
Messenger RNA from Leptosia nina, 1215 nucleotides. The record is from the annotation of a GenBank genome assembly. NCBI's taxonomy places the organism in Eukaryota, Metazoa, Arthropoda, Insecta, Lepidoptera, Pieridae.